Stegodyphus dumicola is the source of this 796-nucleotide messenger RNA. RefSeq lists its product as uncharacterized. NCBI's taxonomy places the organism in Eukaryota, Metazoa, Arthropoda, Arachnida, Araneae, Eresidae. The record is from RefSeq and is a predicted model, not a curated record.
UGUAAUGACUGAUUUUGAAAAGGCUGCCAUAAAUGCCUUUAAAAAUUCCUUUCCGAAUAUCAUUCAGAGAGGAUGUUUUUUUCAUUUAAGUCAGUGUGUGUAUAGAAAGAUUCAGUCUGCAGGUUUGCAAAGUAAAUAUGAAACUGAUCCGAAUUUCGUUUUGGAAAUCUCUCAACUUGCAGCUUUGGCUUUCGUUCCUACUUCAGAUGUCAUUGAAGCAUUUGAACAAUUAAUAUCAUCUACUUAUUUUGUAAAUAAUAUGAACAUCAUUCAGCCAAUCAUAAAUUAUUUUGAAGACACAUGGAUUGGUAGAUUUACUCGUCGUGGACAACGUCGCAGACCAGUGUUUGACAUCCCUCUUUGGAACUGUUAUGAUGCUGUAAAAGAUAAAGUUCCAAGGACAAAUAAUGCGGUUGAAGGAUGGCAUCGCAGAUUCAACGAACUUAUGAACGGAUGCCAUCCAACAAUCUGGAAAUUUAUUGAUUGCUUAAAAAAGGAACAAAAUUUAAAUUCUAUAAAAAUUGAACAAUACAUUGCAGGUCACCAUCCACCAGUAAGUAGAAAAGUUUACAGAGAUACAUCUCUCAGAAUUCAAAAGAUUGUAAAUGAUUAUAAUGAUCGGCCUAUUUUAGACUAUUUAAGGGGAAUAGCCUACAAUUUUCAACUGCAGGUGUAAAUUUUUUAUACAUUAAUUAAUGAGGAUGUUUAAUGUCUGAUAUAAUUAUACAUGUUUUUAUUACUACAGCUUUAACAUGAGUCGUAAUUACAUUAUAUUUUCUGAAAAAUAUUAGGCGAA